Messenger RNA from Trichogramma pretiosum, 2094 nucleotides. RefSeq lists its product as uncharacterized. Lineage: Eukaryota; Metazoa; Arthropoda; Insecta; Hymenoptera; Trichogrammatidae. The record is from RefSeq and is a predicted model, not a curated record. The transcript is spliced from 3 exons. Bases 116 to 1705 code for a protein of 529 amino acids. Gene Ontology annotation, cellular component: extracellular region. Gene Ontology annotation, molecular function: hydrolase activity, acting on carbon-nitrogen (but not peptide) bonds; protein binding; chitin binding. Gene Ontology annotation, biological process: carbohydrate metabolic process.
AAGAAGGAAGAAAUAAUAGUGCUACUUUUGACGCUCAUCCCGAAGUGGGUGACCGAUAGAGAGAUUUUUAAGUGAUAAUCGCGCUCCCGAAGGAGCUGAGGUGGAAGGAAGGAAGAUGAGGAGCAGCGUAUUCGUGUGGCUCUGCGCCCUGGCGCUGGCUUGCCAUGUUGCCGUCGCCCAAGAGGAGAAGAAGGCCGAGAGCUUCGAGCAGGAGAUCUGCAAGGACAAGGACGCCGGCGAGUGGUUCCGUCUCGUAGCGGGCGAGGGCGACAACUGUCGCGACGUCAUCCAGUGCACCUCGUCGGGUCUCCAGGCGAUCCGCUGCCCAGCCGGUCUCUACUUCGACAUCGACAAGCAGACCUGCGACUGGAAGGAGGCCGUCAACAACUGCAAGAUCAAGAACAAGGAGCGCAAGGUGAAGCCCCAGCUCUACACCGAGGAGCCGCUCUGCCCCGAUGGCUCGCUGGCCUGCGGCGAUGGAAUCUGCAUCGAGCGCGGCCUGUUCUGUAACGGCGAGAAGGACUGCGCCGACGGCUCCGACGAGAACGUCUGCGACAUGGACAGCGAUCCGAAUCGCGCGCCACCCUGCGACCCGUCGAUCUGCGUGCUGCCCGACUGCUACUGCUCGGAGGACGGCACCGCCAUCCCCAGCGAUCUGCCGGCCAAGGACGUGCCCCAGAUGAUCACCAUCACCUUCGACGACGCCAUCAACAACAACAACAUCGGCCUGUACAAGGAGAUCUUCAACGGCAAGCGCAAGAACCCCAACGGCUGCGACAUCAAGGCCACCUACUUCGUCUCGCACAAGUACACGAAUUACACGGCCGUCCAGGAGACGCACCGCAAGGGUCACGAAAUCGCGGUGCACUCCAUCUCGCACAACGACGACGAGAGAUUCUGGUCGGACGCCACCGUCGACGACUGGGCCAAGGAGAUGGCCGGCAUGAGGAUCAUCGCCGAGAAGUACGCCAAUCUCACGGACAACAGCGUGGUGGGCGUCAGGGCGCCCUAUCUGCGCGUCGGCGGCAACAACCAGUUCACCAUGAUGGAGGAGCAGGCCUUCCUCUACGACUCGACCAUCACCGCGGCCUUGAACAAUCCGCCCCUGUGGCCGUACACCAUGUACUUCCGCAUGCCCCAUCGCUGCCACGGUAAUCUCCAGAAAUGCCCCACCCGCUCGCACGCCGUCUGGGAGAUGGUGAUGAACGAGCUGGAUCGUCGCGAGGACCCGGAGAACGACGAGUACCUGCCCGGCUGCGCCAUGGUCGACUCCUGCUCCAACAUCCUCACCGGCGAUCAGUUCUACAACUUCCUCUCGCACAACUUCAAUCGUCACUACGAGCAGAAUCGCGCCCCGCUCGGGCUCUACUUCCACGCCGCUUGGCUGAAGAACAAUCCCGAGUUCCUCGACGCCUUCCUGUACUGGAUCGACGAGACCCUCAAGGAUCACAGCGACGUGUACUUCGUCACCAUGACCCAGGUGAUCCAGUGGAUACAGAAUCCGCGCACCGUCUCGGAGGCCAAGAACUUCGAGCCCUGGAGGGAGAAGUGCUCGGUCGAGGGCACACCGGCCUGCUGGGGCGGACACUCGUGCAAGCUGACCAGCAAGGAGGUGCCCGGCGAGACCAUCAAUCUGCACACGUGCGUCAGGUGUCCCAACAAUUAUCCCUGGAUCAACGACCCGACCGGCGACGGUUUCUACUGAGCCGAUCGAUCGAGCUUUUUUUCUCUCUGAAAAUUCCGAAGAAAAAAGAAAAUAUUAGCGCGUAAUUAUCGUUGAUAUUACGAACGUAAUUAACUCUUAUAUAUAUACUCGUUCCUCGUCCCCCGAAGAAGAUGUCCGAGAGCUAUACCCCAUUACUCCCCCAUGUGAAUGCGUAAGAUUUUAAUUUUUUAUUAUUAUUAUUAUUAUUUUAUUUUUUUUUUAACGAGUGUAUCCUGCGAAAGUAGUUGCGCAUCGGGCGACGAGGCGAUGGAGAACGAGUGUGUGGCGCCUCGCAAACUCUCUCGAGAGGCGCAAGAGUCACGAAUGAGAUUAUUUUUUAGAGAUGAUCCUAGUUUUUAGGCGUUAUGAUUUAUUUAUUAUUUUUUUUU